GAUUGAUAAAGAGCAUUUAGCGAAAUACAAGGCCCUAUGCAGGUACAACCCAAACGAUGGCGAAGUACCAUUUUGCUAUGCAGAAACGUUAUUCAUGAAACCUUUGAUAGCAUUGAUCACAUCUUCAAAGUUCGCCCUUUCACCAAUCGGUCUGAUACAUAUCCGGCAGAAUAUCAAACAGUGGAUUCCGUUACAAGAAUACAUGAAAGCCAAAUUUACUCUUGAAUUAUCGGUAAAACAGUAUAGGCAAAAUGAGAGGGGAAUCGAGGUAGAUAUUAACCUGCGGACUAUGGUAGGUAGCACGUGUGUCUGGGAAGGCACGAUGACGCUUCUGUCCCGAGCUAAACAGGGAAAAUCGAGAGGACGACCAGAACGAAGAAACCACGAUAAAGAAAUCAUCUAUAGAUUCGAUGACGAUUUUGAGGUGCCAGCAAGCUGCGGGGUCGACUAUGCUAAGUUAACGGGUGACUGGAAUCCGCAUCAUUUGUAUAGGUGGAGCGCGUGGUUGCUAGGAUACCAAAAACCUAUAGCACAUGGCAUGUGGACAUUGUCUAGAGCCAUUGCAAAACUACAAGAGCGUUUUGAGAUAACAUUAGAUGGACGGUACGAGGUUUCUUGUGCGUUUAAGCGUCCAUUGUUUAUGCCGGGAAGUGCUGUGAUGAAGUUUGAUGACGGAUCAAUGAUAUCUGAGUAUUCCGACUGUAACGUUUUAGUGGAGGAGAAGGGAACCAGCAUUCCUCAUCUGACGGCCACUAUAAAGAGUCUGUGAGAUAUACUCAUGUUCGAAGAAUAAAUCCAUGUCAUCCAUUAGUAACUAUUUAAUGUGAGAUAAAGAAAAUAAGUUGUUUUUGUAUCUUAACAAUUAACCUCAAAGAAAUAUAUGUUAUAAGUUGAUAAUGCUGUUUUACACUAGCAAGAAAUAUGUAAGAAAAAAAGAACGAAUGUUUUACUUCUGAAUAACUGCAAUAACUUAUUCCUAAAACAACACAUAGUUAAAACAAAUCUUAUCUAUCCGUUUAACAAGAUAAACUAGACAGAAUCGAAGUUAACGGGAUGGUUUCGCAAAAUGUUUAUUUUAGAUAAAAUAUCAGGAAUUUGACAUGUUUGUAAACACAGAUGUCAGAGUCUCUUUUAAGUUUAAUAGAUGCAAGUUACAAAUAGGUCCAAAUGUUCUUUUUUUGUGUGUGCAAAUAAAUUAAAUUUAUAAUAAUGACUGCCACAGGAACGAAUAUAUACAUACUUACAAUAAUACACAACCUGACUGUACUAUUAUUAUUGUAGUAAGGUUGGUAUUUUUAGAAAUCUAUCAGAACUUUGAUUAUCAGCUGAUGUAAUUAUAGUUCUACAGCAAAGAAAAAACAUGAAGAGAAAAGGAACUGGACAAAAUGUGAAGAACUAGCAAGAGCAGGCCCUACACAUGUUGUUGAUUAUUCAUUUUUAAAAAUGAAAUGAGCCAUGCUUUGUAAUUAGAUGACCAUCUCAAUUAAUGGUGUCAAGUAAAAAUGAAAAUGAAAAAAAAAAUGAUGAGCUUUAAAAUUUUUAGUGGUCAUAAUUUCAAUAAUUUGUAUGAAUGUGCAUUUACUUGAAUGACAAAUAAAGAGAUAGUACACAUCAAUUAGGGACUCCAUGCAUUAUUAUGACAUUUUAUUGUGACUGCUAAAGUCAGUUCAAUGUUUUAUUUACUUUAUCUUUAUGAGGUAUGAAAUGCUGUGUACUAUUUCUUAUUGUAUAUUUGUAAUAGGGUUUGUAAGCGAACAGACGUGAUUCUGAAAAUGUUAUGAUUAAAAUGCCAACAAACAUUAAAUUAAGACGGAACACAUUUUUGAAGGUAUCAUGUAUUAGUUCUCGGUCAUAUUAUAUUUAUAAUUAUAUAUAAUUUGAUAAAAAUGAUAUUGUUAAGAUUUUUAAGACUUGUUCAACUAUUUGGAUUAUAUGUAUGGUAUGUAUUGGUCAUGGCUAUCAAAAUUUGUAUGAAACAUGACCUAAAUUAAAAGUGUAUUGUUGAUGCUUGUUUUCUUAAUUUACGAUAUCCUAAUAACAUGCAAUAUAUGUACCCCCGAAGUCCCAACAUUUGAAAUUAAUGGCCUCUAGAUGACAUAUUUUUCUGUCGUAAUACUUCAGCAGUUGACUGUGUUAAACUGAACUUUAGGCAGGAACUUCUGAUAAUUGAGCCGUGUCACGACAAAACCAACAUAAUGGGUUUGCGACCAGCAUGGAUCCAGACCAGCCUGCGCAUCCGCGCAGUCUGAUCAGGAUCCAUGCUGUUCGCUAUCAGUUUUUCUACUUGUAAUAGGGUU
Ruditapes philippinarum (Manila clam) is the source of this 2297-nucleotide messenger RNA. Its product is annotated as 3-hydroxyacyl-thioester dehydratase X-like. NCBI's taxonomy places the organism in Eukaryota, Metazoa, Mollusca, Bivalvia, Venerida, Veneridae. The transcript is spliced from 5 exons. The annotation marks the transcript as partial. The record is from RefSeq and is a predicted model, not a curated record.